Molecule: messenger RNA, 588 nt
Organism: Letharia lupina
Lineage: Eukaryota; Fungi; Ascomycota; Lecanoromycetes; Lecanorales; Parmeliaceae
Exons: 1
Coding region: 1-588 (195 amino acids)
Source: RefSeq, a predicted model, not a curated record
AUGGCAAAGAAUGGCCGCAAGUGUGCAGUGAAGCAGUCCGAUGACAGCGCCAAGCCUGCCGAAAUGAAACUUUUAACCCUACGCCAUGAUGCGGAUCUGUGGUACAGAAUACGUGUCCUUCUCCACGAUCUCAGCAACAUCGGCAAUGAUCCGUCUGCUGAGAAACGCCUCUCUUCGACAAUGCACGAGUUAUACAUCAGCGCACCCUACUUUACGGAAUCCGAGGCUAUCAAGGUCCGGACUACACUGAUUGACAACACUACAGAGGCCACAACAAUAGAGGACCAAAAACACCCCUCUUUGUCUCCUUGUGAGAAGGCUACACUGGAGGAGGCUAUUCAUAACAGACUAGCCAACUUCUUCGACAAGCGUAAGGCUAGCGGCGAUUCAAGGCCGUGCGGACCGCACGACAUGGUCCCAAUCUACGUAAGCGCUUUUGGCAUUGGGAAGGAGGAGCUGGAGGAUGAGAAGUUCUUGAGUCGGUUGAGGAGGUCUGGACUUGGAGAUUUUAAGUCACCAAACAGUGCAGCAAGCCGCCAAGGCGAGAGUUAUAUGAAAGGCCAGAAGAAGGGAGGAAAGGGCAAGUAA